AUGCGAUUCACUCCCCUCCUCGUUGCGACUGUGUUUGGCAUUGUCGUGUCGACCGCCGCCAAGAAUCCCAUAAACCCCGCCAUGGCCCCACCUCUUCCAACCCAGUAAGCGGUACCCUUGGGAUCCCACGUUUUCUGAAGUCCUACGAGCUUUCCCACUCACACCUUAUCCUCGGCACAGAAACCUCGAGAAGCUGGCAAGGAACUGUUCGUGAGUGUGGAGUUGACUAGCCGGGGCAUAGCUCAUCCCCACGUUUCGCUCACCCCAAUGAUGCCUCACGUUGAAUUAUAGAGCAUGCGACGAUCGCUGCAAGGGAAAACCCGCGAAAUCAUCUCAGACCGACGUGUAUGUUUCGCCCUGUCCUGCAUGCGAGUGUCUCAGCCUGACACGAGCAACCUCGCUAACCUCCGGCUGACCUCUACCCUCUCCUCGACCUCGCUUGAACUAGCCUGACGAGGGCAGCUUGCUUGAGCAAGUGCCUCACUGAUGGUACUUUGCCCCACGAUCAAUGUCCCAUCCAGGCGGAGUAUAACGAAUGCCUCGACAAGAACAGCCAAAAGCAGUUGAGUUAG
Molecule: messenger RNA, 572 nt
Organism: Microbotryum saponariae
Lineage: Eukaryota; Fungi; Basidiomycota; Microbotryomycetes; Microbotryales; Microbotryaceae
Source: the annotation of a GenBank genome assembly